This is a messenger RNA of Sceloporus undulatus (fence lizard), 1910 nucleotides long. It is a transcript of the gene DHX15, whose product is annotated as DEAH-box helicase 15. The record is from RefSeq and is a predicted model, not a curated record. The transcript is spliced from 12 exons. The coding region runs from base 1 to 1461 and encodes 486 amino acids. Gene Ontology annotation, cellular component: intracellular anatomical structure; spliceosomal complex. NCBI's taxonomy places the organism in Eukaryota, Metazoa, Chordata, Lepidosauria, Squamata, Phrynosomatidae. Gene Ontology annotation, molecular function: RNA binding.
AUGACAAGACUUUAUGGUGAUAAUACUGAAAACAAAAUGGGGACUGCUUCGGACAAAGAGAUGCAGACAGGAGCUGAAGCCGUUUCUUUAAGAUCUCCUAGUAACGAGGUGUGUGCGGAUUAUAUUUUGGAUACCCUUGAGAUUAAAGAGAAGGAAAUAGAUGAGGCCUGUAAGAGGAUAAAGCGUGAAAUCGACGAUCUGGGCCCUGAAGUUGGUGACAUUAAAAUCAUUCCAUUAUAUUCUACGCUUCCACCACAACAGCAGCAGAGGAUUUUUGAGCCACCCCCUCCAAAAAAACCAAAUGGUGCAAUAGGACGAAAGGUUGUUGUAUCCACUAAUAUCGCUGAGACAUCAUUGACAAUAGAUGGUGUUGUAUUUGUCAUUGAUCCUGGAUUUGCUAAACAAAAGGUAUACAAUCCUCGGAUAAGAGUGGAAUCUCUCUUGGUAACUGCAAUAAGUAAAGCUUCUGCCCAGCAGAGAGCUGGCCGUGCUGGUCGUACUAGACCAGGCAAAUGUUUUCGAUUAUAUACAGAGAAGGCUUACAAAACUGAGAUGCAGGACAAUACGUAUCCUGAGAUUCUGAGGUCCAACUUGGGUUCUGUCGUAUUACAGCUGAAGAAACUUGGCAUAGAUGAUUUGGUUCACUUUGAUUUUAUGGAUCCACCAGCACCAGAAACCCUGAUGAGAGCCCUAGAGCUUUUGAAUUACCUAGCUGCUUUAAAUGAUGAUGGAGACUUGACUGAAUUGGGAUCCAUGAUGGCAGAAUUUCCACUUGAUCCACAGCUGGCUAAAAUGGUUAUUGCAAGUUGCGACUACAACUGUUCUAAUGAGAUUCUGUCUAUAACUGCCAUGCUGUCAGUCCCACAGUGUUUUGUUCGCCCCACGGAAGCCAAGAAAGCAGCAGAUGAAGCCAAGAUGAGGUUUGCCCACAUAGAUGGAGAUCAUUUGACGUUGCUGAAUGUCUACCAUGCUUUCAAACAGAAUCAUGAAUCGGUUCAGUGGUGUUAUGACAACUUCAUUAACUACAGGUCCCUGAUGUCUGCAGACAAUGUACGCCAACAGCUGUCACGAAUCAUGGACAGAUUUAAUUUGCCACGUAGAAGCACAGACUUCACAAGCCGGGACUAUUACAUCAAUAUAAGGAAGGCUUUAGUUACUGGUUACUUCAUGCAGGUAGCACAUUUGGAACGGACGGGACACUAUCUAACAGUGAAAGACAACCAGGUAGUGCAGUUACAUCCUUCUACAGUUCUUGAUCACAAGCCUGAAUGGGUGCUUUACAAUGAAUUUGUCCUCACCACAAAGAACUAUAUCCGAACUUGUACAGACAUCAAGCCAGAAUGGUUGGUGAAAAUAGCCCCUCAAUAUUAUGACAUGAGCAAUUUCCCACAGUGUGAAGCAAAGAGACAGUUGGAUCGCAUCAUUGCCAAACUUCAGUCCAAGGAAUAUUCACAGUACUGAAUUUAUUGUUUGAAUUGAAGUUGCUCAGAGGACAGCUGAAACAAUGACUGAACUCUAAGUUCCAAGUUGUGCUCUUCGCUUUGGUUCAAUAAUGGCCUUUAUUUGAAAGCUUUUUAAUUUUUCUUUACAGUAAAUAUUCCAUUCUGAUUUCAUAAAUUAAACAUGUAUGCCUCCCUUUUGUGUUCACACUGUAGCUCAUACUGGAAAAGCUGAUCAAUGUUUUGCAGUUUAUUAAAAGUAGUUCUAUAUAUAUAACAAUGUUAUAAGCAUUUCUUUAGAAAUGGUUGAAAAUGCUUCUAAAAUGUGAUUUAUCGACCAUGGUAUGCAUGAUCGUUGUAAUUGUUGACAUUCCUUUUAGAAGUUGUGAAAUGUUACAACGUGCUUAUGUAGACACAAUCUUCAGCUUCAGUACAAAGGUACUGACUUCAAUAAAAUCUAUUUAUACUAAA